AUGGAUAAUUCACAUAACGACAUCCUUCGUGCCUACGAAGCAGACCGUCAAUCUCGUGAAGUCUAUCGUUACUUUCAGCCCGCAAAUCCAGCCGCACUUAACACGACGUGGCCUUCAUUUGGGGAUCAUCAUUCUUCGGUGGAUUUUACCAGUGCUUCAGCUUCGGUUGCCUCCUACGAUUCAAAUUUAGAAACACCCAUUACAAUUAAUGCGACCGCUCAAAUCAGUCCGAAUACGACGUUGACUUCUUUCGCACAGCUGGCUGCUCUACGUUUGAAUGCACAACGUGCUUUCAUCACUAUAUUGAAUCAUGACUCCCAGUUCGUAUUGGCUGAAGCAACAAAAACUACCAAGAUCAGUAACUCUGAAGUUUCGGCAGAGGGGGAUGGACUUUUCGUCGGAACAUCUACACUAACAAACUCUUGGAAUAUAUGCCAUGAAACAGUUGCGAUCGGUGCAGACCCGCAGGAUAAAAACGAUCCAUUUUUCGUUGUCAACGACCUUGAAAAAGAGGACCGUUUCAAAUAUUUGCCCUUUGUGACAGGAGAGCCGCAUUCUCGUUUCUAUGCCGGAACGCCCCUGACAAGCGACAGUGGUAUUAAUCUAGGAUGUCUCUUUGUUUUGGAUUCUGAACCCCGCGAGGGGCUAUCUGUCGAUGAGAAAGAUGCAUUAACAACAGUGGCAGCGCUAGUCAUGGAUUAUCUGCAGGUCAGUCGACAAGCUACAGAAGGGCGACGCGCUUCAAGGCUUUCGCACGGUCUCCAUCUUUUCGUCGAUGGCAACUCGAGCUUCGCCGAUAAUGCCCCAAAGUCAUAUCGGUCAGGUAGCUCCGAUAGUUCACGUUCUGGGUCCCCGCCUACCUUUGGGAGCAGUCGUUCCAUGAGUCCCAUGAGUCAUCAAGACACCGAGCAAGACCCUUAUUCUACAUGGGCUGCAAUCAGUGACGCACCCCUAGGGUAUGACGAAACGCGACCUUCUAGCGCACAUUCUAACGACCGAUCGGAGAUAGGUGUUCCUGGGAGUCCCACAAGAUCAUUACCUAGCUUGCGACAGAGUGACCGCAGCUCGUCAGAAUCAUCCACGAGCAGCAAGCACUGGCUUUUUCAACGAGCCGCGAAUCUUUUGCGGCAAAGCCUGGACUUGGAUGGUGCUGGUGGUGUGAUGUUCAUGGGAACCAGUGAGGACUCGUCGGAAAAUUUCAAAGAUAGCCAACGCGGGUUUGACGAGUUCAAAAAUCGGGCACCGGUCCUUGCGCUUUCUACCAGAGAUGAUCCUCUAUCAAGCCAGAUAGUCUCUCCAGAGACAAAUCCAGCUGUUGAUCUUGACCAUGGCUUCUUGAAUCGGUUGACACGCCGUUACCCUAAGGGCAGACUUUGGUCAUUCCGCCAUGAUGGAACUCUAUCCACUUCCGACGAAGAGAUAUCCCUAGAUGGAUCACAAAAGCAGAGCAGGAGGUUUAAAACCUCCGAGACAGCAAGCUUGAAUGCCUAUUUUCCUGAUGCAUGUCAGGUAGCAUUCGUCCCACUAUGGAACGGCACGGACUCGCAAUGGUUUGCGGGAUGUUUCUGCUGGACUCCUCAUCCGACACGAGUGUUUAGUCGAGCCGUUGAUCUAAGCUCAAUUUUCGCCUUCGCUUCAUCCAUCAUGACUGAGUAUAGCCGUGUUGAAUCUGUGAUCGCGGACCGCCAAAAGGGAGAUUUCAUCAGUAGCAUUUCCCAUGAACUGCGCAGUCCCUUGCAUGGUGUUCUAGCCGCCGCUGAGUUUUUGGCAGACACCAGUUUGGAUAAUUUCCAAAGCUCCGUUCUCGAGACGAUAAACUCUUGUGGUCGUACUCUUCUGGAUACCAUGAAUCAGGUCCUAGAUUUCAGCAAAAUCAUGUCGUUGGAGAGAUCGAAGAGGAGAUUCAAAAAGGGCAAGGAUCCUUGGAAAGCAAAGCCCACUGACGACGCCCCGCGACUUGACACGCUCGUUCCAGCAGAUGUGGCCACCUUGAUCGAGGAUGUUGUCGAUAGCGUGGCUCUGGGGCACGUCCAUAUGCGAAGAUCGACACCCUCGACUGACCGUCCCGUCAUCGUUUCACAAAGAUCUGUCUCAAAUCCACAAACAGAUGACGAAGACACUGUUUCCAGCUCAGAGGUCGAGUUGGUCGUCGACAUUGCUGACAACGACUGGAUGUACCAAGUUCAGCCGGGCUCCUUGAGGCGGUUGAUUAUGAAUCUUUUAGGAAACUCUUUAAAGUACACCGAGAAGGGUCUGAUUUCCGUUAGUCUGAAAGCCACUGAAAUGUCUAAAGGCCGUCCUCGCCGCCAGGGCCUGCAGGAUAUGGUGACAUUAACCGUGUCAGAUACGGGCAAGGGUAUCUCAAGCGAAUACCUCCAGAAGCGCCUAUACACCCCAUUCGCACAAGAGAAUUCGCUAUCAGUCGGCACUGGACUCGGGUUGUCCAUUGUCCGCGGUAUUGUGAGGGCGCUCCACGGAAAGAUUAGCAUUCAAAGCAUAGUUGGAGAAGGGACUACAGUUAGGAUAUUGCUUCCUUUCGAGCGUCCUGUUGGAGGGGAAAUUCUCAGUGCAAUACCCCAAGCGAAAGACUCUGAAAAGGAACAACCCAUGCUGUCUUCCAAGCUGGACCGAAAGGAUCUCAAGGGGAAACGCGCGGCCAUUUGGGGGAUUGAUUACGCCCGUCUGGAAACGUAUCCGUUCUGGUCCUCCAUCUCUCGCUAUAUCACAGAUUGGUACGGCUUGCAGCUUGUGUCUUGUUUCGACAAGGAUAUAGAUAUUCUAUUUGCAAGCGAGAAAACCCUUUCUACAAGCAAGGUGCAAGGCUUCCCUGCGUCAUUGCCAGGCUUGCUCAUCUUUUGCAACGAGUCGAGCAGCCAAGGCGACCCCCACGUCCGGUGGUCGCAUCUUUCUGACUCCGUGGCAAUUAUUCGAGGAUCCUGCGGGCCACAAAAGCUUGCAAGAGGCAUCUUGGGUUGUCUUGGUUUGAGACAAGCAUCUACGUCAAAAUCAAAAAGACUUCAACCAGACUUCGUUGUCCCGGAACGACCUAAGCUUACAGAACCAGCCCUGAAAUUCAAGGAUGCCUUGGCAGCAAAACCGCGAGGGUUAUCAGAAGAAUAUUUCAAUCCCAUGUCAAUCCCGAAAGCAAGCAAUAAGGAGGGCAGGAAGCGUAGUGUUUCUGUGCUAAGUCCCAAGACAGCGGAUCUCUCUACCCCUUCAUCGAGUGGCACAUGGUCCCACAUCUCUUUGCCUUCGUCUGCUUCCUCCACUACCCCGGCCAUUGUUGACACACCAACAUCGCAAGAAAGACCUCGAAUCUUAGUAGUUGACGACAACUUAAUCAACCUCAAGCUAUUAGCCACCUACCUCAAAAAACGAAACGUCCCCGUCUUGGACACAGCAGAGGACGGCCAAACAGCCGUCACUCUGGUUGAGAGAAUGUCAGGUGGCUACGACAUCAUUUUCAUGGACAUGUCGAUGCCCGUAAUGGACGGAUUUGAAGCAACGCGCGCCAUCCGAGCUAUUGAACAGGGACGGGGAGGAAGCGAGCGAUCACACAUUAUCGCUUUCACUGGACUCACCAGCCCAACUCAUGAGUCCAAGGCGAUGGACGCGGGUGCCAGCAUGUUCCUUACGAAGCCUGUUUCGUUCAAGGAAGUGUCGCGCAUCCUCGGCGAAUGGGAACACGGAAUAAUUUGA
Penicillium soppii is the source of this 3699-nucleotide messenger RNA. RefSeq names its product GAF domain-containing hybrid sensor histidine kinase/response regulator. Gene Ontology annotation, molecular function: phosphorelay sensor kinase activity. The record is from RefSeq and is a predicted model, not a curated record. Gene Ontology annotation, biological process: phosphorylation; phosphorelay signal transduction system. NCBI's taxonomy places the organism in Eukaryota, Fungi, Ascomycota, Eurotiomycetes, Eurotiales, Aspergillaceae. The coding region runs from base 1 to 3699 and encodes 1232 amino acids. The transcript is spliced from 3 exons.